Messenger RNA from Naegleria gruberi, 1194 nucleotides. RefSeq lists its product as uncharacterized. The record is from RefSeq and is a predicted model, not a curated record. Bases 1 to 1194 code for a protein of 397 amino acids. NCBI's taxonomy places the organism in Eukaryota, Heterolobosea, Eutetramitea, Acrasida, Naegleriidae. The transcript has a single exon.
AUGGAUAGUUUAGAAGCAACAACCACAGCACCUGUAGAAGAAGAAACAACUGCUGGCACAUGCUCUUCUUCGGUUGUUUGUAACGAAAUAUCAUCAUGGAAUAAUACAACAACAACAACAACGAAAUAUAAUAAUGAGGAGGAAAUAAUUAUUGUUGAAACUAACGAUGAUAUUGAUGAUGCAAGUCCAAUACAAUCGGAAAUUACUCAACAUCCCAUGUUCUACUUUGAUGAUUCACAAACAGAUGCAGGAGAUGAUAUUCAUUAUACAACUUCAUUACUAGCUAGUAAUACCAAUAAUAACAGCAACGUUCAUUCUCCAUAUGGAGUUAGACUUGUUGCAAGGAAAAUUGGUAACAUUCUUCAAACCUCAGUUAGUAGGACUAUCAGUGGAGGAAAAUCUCUGUUGGGAGCUGUUAGAAAACCAUUAAUGACAGGUAAUGAUGAACAUUUUGAGGUUAUUAUUACUGAUCCCAAUAAUGUUAAUAGUGAAAUUAUGCAAUUUAAUACAAUGCAGAGAAAGGUAUUUAAUCUUUCUGCAGUUUAUUCUAAAGUAAUUGGAUGGAGAAAGAAAGCUACCAGACAAAUAAGGAGACGUAUCAAUAAUUAUGAUGAUAAUUAUUUACAUCCUCCCACUCAAUUGAGUGAUAAUCAUCUCACUAGACCUUUUAGAAAAAGAAAACGGAAAGUUCCAACAUGUUCCACUUGUAUUAUUCCACAAGAAAUUUGGGCCUACAAUGUUCUUCCCUACAUGAGUUGGACUGACAAGUUGAUAAUGAGAAUUGUCUCCAAAAUGUUUCUCAUAAUGGUUCAAGAACAGGAUGAAACAUGGAGUGAAUUAUUUGAAGCAAAGAGUUUAAAGUACUUUGGUGAACCAACUGAUUUGUGGAAAAAUACACAUAAUUACUUUUACUAUGAUUUGGAUGAGGCAAUAGUAAAACAAUAUUUUGAGGAAGUUCUUUUUGAACGAUAUAGGAAAAUAUACAGACAUUUUUUCAACACACUUAAAUUAUCCUACCAACAAGAUUCCCAAGCAAUUAUUUCAUCCAGUCAUACAAAUAUUGAAAGACAAGAGAGUUUUAUUUCGUACUUAUCAUCUAGUAGAUCAAUUUCUGAAAGAAAGAAACAAGUCAACCAAAGAAAAAAUCUAUCCCAACAAGAGUUACUCAAAAGCGUUGAACACAGAAGUAAAUAA